Molecule: messenger RNA, 5432 nt
Organism: Brienomyrus brachyistius
Lineage: Eukaryota; Metazoa; Chordata; Actinopteri; Osteoglossiformes; Mormyridae
Product: leucine-rich repeat-containing protein 17-like
Exons: 4
Coding region: 3934-5148 (404 amino acids)
Cellular component (GO): plasma membrane
Molecular function (GO): protein binding
Source: RefSeq, a predicted model, not a curated record
GCUUUGAUAAGGCCCAAAAUACCUAGCAGCACCCCGGAUAACCUCUGACCACAGCAAGGCUGGAUCCUGGUCUAGUGUUUGUGAGAAUAUUUUUGAGGGGAGCCCUUUCCAGUAACCACAAGGGAAGACUUUGCGGGCUUGGCUGCAGAAUAUUCUGGAAAUAAGGCCAAGCCGCAACAGCAAAGCUGUAACCUGAACAGCUUCUCAAAAUGAGCGAAGACUGCAGCCCAUGGAUAAUAUACGGAAGAUUCAUAAUCGGAUUGACAUUCCGGCUCUGUGCAGACGUGCAGCCACUGGGACCGAGGAACCACAGCAAAUGAGGCGAGAUCCGUUCAUCUAUUCUAAAGCAUUCAAGCUCAGUACUGACAAAUUUAGACGUACACGGAAUCUGACUAAGUACAGUAAGUAUGUUUUUGCAGUCGGCUCGGGUAUCUUAGAGUGAAAUUAUUGCAUCUAGUAUUGCUGGUAGUGCUGCUCCCCCCGCACUCCAUGCCCCACCCUCAAAGGGAUGUUUAGCUUAUUCAGUAACUGUAGGUGCAUUAUUAUUUUUUUUAUUCACAAAAGUGGCAAGAGGAAACUAACAGAAAUGGAUCAGCUACAUGGUGGGGGGGGGGCAGGUAGCCUCAGAAACCACCAAAAACUCCCCCGAGUUAAACCCUGAGUGUAGCUGGGCUUGCGGGUUCAUAUGGCGCUUGCAUGCCCACCUCCUGUUGUGUCUAUGACAGGCUGCUUGGUGCCUUUAAAUCGCCCAUAGCACGUGACUAUGAGUGUACGUGUGCCCUGUACUGUCCCCCCCCUCCGGGCGGCACUACAGCCUUGUGCCCUUUGCUAUCUGGGAUAAUCACUCCUGCAACUCCGACCAGGAUAAGAGGAUAGGUGGUUCAAAAAUAGAUUAACAGUGGUAAAGAAAACACAGCAAAUACAAACACCGCCAUUACCUUUAUGAAGUAUCUCUCAUUAUUGUUUUUCUUCUGCCCCCCCCCCAAGACUCCCAGAGGGCUUUCGAUGUCGGCAUUGUACACUCGCCAGGCGGUUUCCUGCAGAGCGGCAUUUUACACGAACCCCCCCGGGCUUCCCACCUCUGAGCUCGAAGCUCCCUGAAUUCUAACCAUGACCAAAGGAAGCGCUCCUAACAUCUGCAGUUGCAGGGAGUGCCAUCGGGAACAGCUGCCUUUACUUUAUUAUGAAAUCUGGAGGUUUUGGGGUUAGAUUGAGUGAAUAAAUCUCAUCUCUUUCUCUGACACUGGGUAAUCUCACAGUUGGGUAAUUUACAAAUCGACAUUCAGAGCAUCUCUUUUUUGUUGCUCACUCCACUUUCCGUUUCUCGCGGUAUGUAAGCAGGCAUAUUGCGGGCAGUUACUGUCAAAACGAUUUUUUUGAAGGCUACUUAAAUAAAAUUUUAAAAAGAAUUAUUAUUCACAAAUUAGCAAAAUCCUGUAAAAUGGAUCAACUAAAACCGAACAGGAUAAUAAGCCUGUAUUAUUAUUAAGUCAUGAAGCAGUAGUAUUGUAAGAGCCUUCGUCUGGGUGUAGUUAAUCCAAGUCACCAUUCAGGAAAGACUGCAGCAGCCGGGGUGAACAUCUGCGGCCAGGAGACGGACGCUUGGUCAGGACGCGGUGGGUGGCAGCAGGAGGACUUCAUCAUGUUCUAAACAUAAAACAACCGGGGGGGGGCGUGCUCGGUACUGAACACAGGCAGCCGAGCAUAAGAAGCGUUUCGUUUCCCAAAUACGCGGACACAAGAAAACAGCGUUAAUGUCACCAGUUUCCCCGAUAACUGCAUUCUGAACUGCAAUCAUUUUUUCCCAGUAUGUCGGAUAAUUCAUUUAUAGGGAUUCAGAUCCAUAGCAUUCGAAGACGCGCGCUAUGCUUUGUAUAUCGAAUGUGUAUAUCGCGCGCGUACACGUGUCCGUAAACAUCCUAUAACAGCAGUAAAUCUUGAUUUAGCUUGUGUCCUUCUUACCAAAUUAAAUCGAUGCCCCAGGUUUUUGUGCCAACCUUCCGAUUUUGAGGUCUGACAGUUUGUACAGCUAAACUGCGCUUACUUGCACUUAAUUCUACCUACAUUCUGUAAAUAUCCUUUACAAAAUACAUUUUAUCAAAAGUCUGCAGAAAGUUCCACGAAAUAAUUAAUCUCAUCGUUUGAAGAGCGGUCUUUCAAAACAUCGUUUCAAGCAUUAAGUCCUUCAUUCUUAAGCUACUAAAGCUCUAUAGCAAGGACGAGCUUAGUAUUGCUGGCAGCAGUCCCGGGGCUUCAGUGCGAGUAGGACGCGUGUAACUCAAAACCAGCAGCUGCCUUCCCUCCAAGCUAGAGCAACGAGCGGUGAAAGUCCGGCCUCCAGGGUCCAGCUCCAGGCUGCCAGUGAGAGGAGAGCAAUCGGCUGGACAGGAGUGUGCAGCUGGAGCGGAUGCUUCUGCUCAGGUAAUGUCACCCGAAACUGUCCGAAACUCCGGAUGCUUACGGUGUGCGCAAGGCUGCCUCUCUCCCCUGCCUGCAAGACACAGGAGAUGCCGUAUUGCAUAGCAGUAAGUGCUGAGAGCUUCCAUUUGGCGAAUGCAGAUGGUGUUUCUGGGUCUUUUUUUAGUAGGGGUGAAAAAGCGCGUUAUUGUUUCUUUGCAAGUAGGGAACAUCUGUCGGGAAGUGAGAUAUAAAAGCCCCGAACAGCAUCCGAGAUUAUUAACGUAUGUAAAAUCUCUGGCAGAAGGCAUCGAAGACAUUAAGCUAGUCGGCGUUAAAGGUUUUCAUGUGAGGUAAAACAGCAGAUGCAUGGUAAUUAUAAGGUUAAGACAUGCGGUGAGUACUUCAAGAUGGACUGAAAAUCUUCCCGUGGCGGAUCUGUGCAUUAAAUAGUAAAGAAACACAAGGAAUGCAACUACAUUAAUCUUUUGUUCUGUGUCUUUUCAGUUGUUCACAAUUUUUGAAGUGAUUAGGGGGUGGGAGUUUUGAUAGACUGACUGAUCGUGACCGGCACUCUUCUUUGUAGACAGUCCAAAUGUUUCCGAUUAAGUAGAGAGGCUGUGCAAGUUUUUUUCUCUCUCUCUCUCUCUCCCCCAAGUUUUACCGCUUGUAUAGAGCUGUUCCAGUCUAACAGUCUACACAGCUCGCUGGCGUGCAUCAGCACUGUAAUACAGCUCUUACAUUUUGACUUGAUUUGGUUUUGUGCUGUUUCCUGAGAAUGUGGCGAGAAUCUCCCUGACUCUCUGCAGUCCAGGGCCAGAAGGUCUGAUCUUCAGGGACCUACAUCUGCUGCAGCCCUGUAUCCUCCACGGUAUAACUUACUGUUACCGUAGCGCUGCCCCUAAGCAGAAGCCUCUUACUACUGUAACCCUCCCUCCUCUACAAUAAAUUCUGAAGUUCAUUCCUCCUUCCUGUAUGACGUGUUCCACUUGGCAUUCUGCACACACACCUGUAGACGCUGUGGGAUCCUGGGAGCACGCUGCUGGCAUGUCUACUGCUACCUACUAGGGCCAGUGACCUCUGACUCAUUUGAGCGCUUAUAUUCUCUGCAGGACCCUUAUUGUAUAGAACAGCUGGAUUAGCGCAUUUGGUGAACUAAGGAACAUAGCAGUAAGGUCACUGGCUGCAUGUGGUGGUUGAAUGAUGUAACACUGUCUAUGAACGGAGCACUGGGGUAGUUUUACCCCCCGUGGAGAUGAGAUAAUUCCAUUGUGGGUCAGAGUGUUGUACAGUUGGAUAGGGGUAGUAAAGGUUUAGUGGGGAUGCAGGAAAUCCUGAGUCAGCCUGUGAGAGUAAUACACCCUCUGGCCGAGUCUGCAGUGACUGGGGACUCUGCUUGGCCGUUGUUUUUGGCUCUGCUGGUAAUCACCAUGAUUUUCUCCUUAGGGACUGAAGAACGAGCUCCAUUCCCACUCCACAGGCGUUUCCUUUCCUUAAGAUCGGCGGUCGCGGUCAAGGCCUGCGUUCAGGACCAGCAUGCGGGUGAUCGUGGCUGUCUUUGUCCUCCUGGCGUUUAGCUCUGUUCAGUCCAGAAGGACAGGGCAGAGGGGUAGGCGGGGCCGAGCUCGUGGCAGGGACAGGAUGGGGGCAAUCAAGCGCUUCGUGUCAGAGUGCGUGGAGUAUAUGGAGUCCAGAGAGAAAUACCUGGAUUGCCAGGACCUGCAGCUGACUAUAGUCCCCAUUGGCUGGUCCAGGGACACGUUCCACCUGCUUCUGGCCAGAAAUAGGAUUCAGGUGCUGCGGGAUAACGCCUUUGUACAGUUUCCGCACCUGAGGAGCCUGGAUCUGCAGCAGAACGAGCUGACAUGGAUUGAGAAGCAAGCCUUUGCUGGCCUUGACCAGCUGACCACGCUGCUCCUCCAGCGCAAUGGCCUGCACACACUCUCCGAAGAAGUGCUCCUUCCCAUGCCCCACCUGAGAUUCCUGCGUCUCUAUGACAACCCCUGGCACUGCAAUUGUUCACUCGACACCCUGGUCAGGACCUUGCAGGUGCCCAGCAACCGUUACCUGGGAAACUAUGCAAAGUGUGCCGAGCCCCCGAAGCUGAAGGGGGAGAAGCUGAAGAGGAUCAGGCCGGAGCUGCUGUGCCCUCAUUUGGAGGAGAACGUCCUCCAAGAGCCUCAAGAAGAUAAAGUGAAGAUAAAGCUUGAUGCCGUAGAUUCCUGCCACACCUACAUGUUCCCAACACCCCUGUUGGACUGUCAGAACCGAGGCCUAAGAAACGUUCCAGCAGGUAUCCCCCCAGAUAUAGUCAAGGCGGAUCUGUCCAGGAACAUGAUCAGACAUCUGAGGCCCAAUGAGUUUGUGACUGCCAAAGACCUGAGAUCGCUGAACCUCAGCGGCAACAGCCUAGAUGGCAUUGACAUUGCUGCUUUCAACGGCCUUCUGUACCUCCGGGAGCUGGACCUGUCAAACAACAGCCUUCACCACAUACAGUAUGGUGUCCUGGAGGAUCUCUACUUCAUCCGCCGGCUGGUGCUGGGGGGCAAUCCGUGGGCCCCGCCUGAAUUUGCUGACUGGACCGUGCGGGACUACGUCAGGACCUACAACGGGAAGUGUCCCGAAGACCAAAUGUCAGGCCAGGAUAACUUUGGAGAGGAGGUCCGGAGCGAGACGAUGGAGCAGGACAAUGGCAUUCUGCUUGGUCCUCGGAGAGGGAGGAAGACACUUAAAGGCAAGAGGUUAAGCUAAAUGACACUGACCGCAUUGCUCUUUUUUUGAACGACUUUUGUAUUUUUCAGGACUUCGCAGUUCAGUCUGUGUCAGAUGCUAAAGCCUUCGUUUGGUUCCUCACCAUGACAUCAUGGAGGAUGACGUCCGCACUUUCCUUCUGAAGUUAAUUCGUAUAAAAGGGACGGUUUUUAAAACUUUCCAUGGUUCUGCGUUUCCUUACAUCAUCCAAAGGAAGCCAAUUUAUGCUAUACACUGACGCACAAUGAAAUGCUGAAAAUAAAAAGUGAGAGUUGAAAAGGUCA